AUGGACGUUGAGCAAGUUCUCAAUCUCUUCGAUUCAUUCUGGUUCGAGCGUGAAAUCUUCAACAAACACCCCUUUCCAACAAACCCCCAAAACCCACGACCCGAAAAUCAAGAUCUCGACCCAUUAGAAAACUCGCCGCCAGAGGAAGCUUUCGUCCCUCGGAUUUGCCCGAGGUCCAUAAGCGAAGAUUUAAGCUCCAAAUUAACCUUUAUGUCAGAUUCAAGUUCACCCGAUUCAGUUCUCUUCUCUCCAAAGCUUCAAACGAUUCUUUCGAGCCAAGACAUGGGCGGGGAAGAGGCGCCGGAGAAGAGCCGGAGAGUAGUAAUUAGGCAGAAAAGAAAACAGAGGAGGAGAAUUGGAGGGAGAAGCAUAAGGGGGUCGGAAAGUAGAAGCCUCUCGGAGCUGGAAUUUGAGGAGGUAAAAGGGUUUAUGGAUUUGGGAUUCGUGUUCUCGGAAGGGGAUAAAAGCUCGAGCUUGGCGUGGAUAGUUCCGGGAUUGAACAGGCUGGGGAAAAGGGAUGAAGAAGAAGAAGAGUUGGGAGGUGGAAUUUCGAGACCUUACCUCUCGGAAGCUUGGGCGGCGAUGGAGGAAGAGGAGGAAUUGAAGAAGGCAUUGGUGAUGAAAUGGAGGCUUCCUGCAAAUGAGAUUGAUAUGAAAGAUAAUCUCAAAUGGUGGGCUCAUGCUGUUGCUUCUACUGUUAGAUGA
Messenger RNA from Cucurbita pepo subsp. pepo (vegetable marrow), 705 nucleotides. RefSeq lists its product as uncharacterized. NCBI's taxonomy places the organism in Eukaryota, Viridiplantae, Streptophyta, Magnoliopsida, Cucurbitales, Cucurbitaceae. The record is from RefSeq and is a predicted model, not a curated record.